Paramecium tetraurelia is the source of this 2951-nucleotide messenger RNA. RefSeq lists its product as uncharacterized. Lineage: Eukaryota; Ciliophora; Oligohymenophorea; Peniculida; Parameciidae. The transcript is spliced from 3 exons. The record is from RefSeq and is a predicted model, not a curated record.
AUGAAAAUUGCAGUUCUAUUGUUGAUAUUGUCAACCCUAGGCAUUUUUGCAAAAGAUGUCACGAAAAUUCAUGAUUGGAUCUAAAAGAACAUUCAAUCUCUAGAGAAGUAUAUUUAAGAAACCGAUAUGUCAAGCGAUAUGUUAUUGGGCAUCUAAAGAAAUGAUUAAGCCAAAAACUAUUAAAAUUGGAUAUUUUCUACAAACCAUAAAUAACAUAUAGAAUUAACAGAUGGACAAGUCAAGAAAACAAGUGCAUUUGGUCCUGAAUCCGAAUAUUUUACAGAAACAACCUAAAAUUUGGUUUUUUUAGGAACUCAGAUUAAGGAUAAGGAAUGGAUUAAAAUCUAAAUGAGCAAAGGUAAUGAGGAUACCUAAAGAAUCGAUAUGUUUUCUUAAGAUAAUUAUUAAGGCGUCAGUUUACUCAAUUCAAAUAUUGAAGGAAUUUUGAAUAGGUUAUUAAUUGUUGAAAAAAAGAAUGAAAUUAUUUCAUCCUAUGAAGAACAUGGAAAGUCCAUUAUAUAAAUUUCUAAUUUAUCUGAAGGCUAAGCACUUUUUUAUGUUCUUUACAGUUAAAAUUCAGAAGUGAGUGACAUUGAAAAGUUAUUUAAUUACAUUGUCAAAAAUGUAAUUGAUCUUGAUAAGGAAACAGAAAUUAAAGCAGAUGAAUAACCAGUUGACAAAGAUAAUGGAGAAGAAGAAUCAGAUCCAAAUGAAGUUGAAAAAGAAAAUAAAAAGGAGGGCGAAGAAGAUACAGAAGGUGAAGAAAAAGGCGAUAAAUAAGAAGAAGAAGUUCAUGAUUAAGAAGUACCUGAAGAAGAUUGUCCUGGAGGAGAAGAAGAUGAUACAGUCAAAAAUAAAGUAGAUGUUGAUCCAACAUAAUAAUUACCACCUCAAGAGGAUCAUAAGAAUGUCAAAAUCUAAACCAAUAAUGUCAAUUCAGAUGAAACAGUUGAAGUAGUAGAAGAAAGUGAGGAAGAAGAGGUAGAGAUAGUUCCACAAAAGACUACAAAAGUUGGUGGUAAAACCAGCCUUCCUCCAAAAAAGAAUCAAGAAGAAGAUGAAAAAAGCGAACCAGAGCCUCCUUCUGAAGAAUAUUAAAAUUGUGCUGGUGAGGAGUUAGAUACAGUAAAAAACAAGAGAGAUUUGAAUGCUAACGUGGAAUCUAAACCAGACAAAGUAUUUUAAGCAAAAGAAGUCAGCAUUAAAGAAACAAUACAAGAAGAAGAAGGUGAAGGAGAGGGAAAUAAUGGCGGUGAAGGUGCAAAUGGAGGAGAUGGAAAUUCUGAAGAAAAGGGUACAACUGAGGGAGAAGGAAAGUCUGAGGAACAUGGUACAACUGAAGGAGAAGGAUAAUCUGAAGAUCAUGGUACAUAAGAAGGGGAAGGGAAAUCUGAUGAACAUGGAACAACCGAAGGAGAAGGAUAAUCUGAAGACCAUGGUACUUAAGAGGGUGAAGGAAAAUCUGAAGACCAUGGUACAACAGAAGGAGAAGGAUAAUCGGAGGAUCAUGGUUCAUAAGAGGGAGAAGUAAAGUCUGAUGAACAUGGAACAACUGAAGGAGAAGGAUAAUCUGAAGACCAUGGUACAACUGAAGGAGAAGGAAAAUCUGAAGACCAUGGUACAACCGAAGGAGAAGGAUAAUCUCAAGACCAUGGUACAACCGAAGGAGAAGGAUAAUCUGAAGACCAUGGUACAUAAGAGGGUGAAGUGAAGUCUGAUGAACAUGGAACAACCGAAGGAGAAGGACAAUCUGAAGACCAUGGUACAUAAGAGGGUGAAGGAAAAUCUGAAGAUCAUGGUACAACAGAAGGAGAAGGAUAAUCGGAGGAUCACGGCACAACCGAAGGAUAAGGAUAAUCUGAAGACCAUGGUACGUAAGAGGGUGAAGUGAAGUCUGAUGAACAUGGAACAACCGAAGGAGAAGGACAAUCUGAAGACCAUGGUACAUAAGAGGGUGAAGUAAAAUCUGAAGAUCAUGGUACAACAGAAGGAGAAGGAUAAUCGGAGGAUCAUGGUACAUAAGAGGGAGAAGUAAAGUCUGAUGAGCAUGGUACAACUGAAGGAGAAGGAUAAUCUGAAGACCAUGGUACAACUGAAGGAGAAGGAAAAUCUGAAGACCAUGGUACAACCGAAGGAGAAGGAUAAUCUCAAGACCAUGGUACAACCGAAGGAGAAGGAUAAUCUGAAGACCAUGGUACAUAAGAGGGUGAAGUGAAGUCUGAUGAACAUGGAACAACUGAAGGUGAAGGAUAAUCUGAAGAUCACGGUACAACCGAGGGAGAAGGAUAAUCUGAAGACCAUGGCACAACCGAAGGAGAAGUAAAAUCUGAAGAUCAUGGAACAACUGAAGGAGAAGGAUAAUCUGAAGAUCAUGGUACAUAAGAGGGUGAAGUGAAGUCUGAUGAGCAUGGAACAACUGAAGGAGAAGGAUAAUCUGAAGAUCAUGGUACAUAAGAGGGCGAAGGAAAAGCUGAAGACCACGGUACAACCGAAGGAGAAGGAUAAUCUGAAGACCAUAGUACAUCUGAGGGAGAAGUAAGGUCUGAUGAACAUGGAACAAAUGAUGUAAAGGAAGAUACUGAUAAUUAGAAAAAGCACCCUGAAAAUGAGACGGAGGAACCUUGUGUAAUUUUAUACUCAGAAUGCCACUACACUGGAGAUGAAUUAAAAUUAUGCGGUGCUCAUCCUGUUAUUCCAAACGAUAUGAAAAAUUUUAAAGUUAAAUCUAUCAAAGUACCAGAAGGAGUUUAGGUUACAUUCUUUAAUAAACCAAAUUUCGAUGAUGAAAAAUUACACACAAAAACAGAAAUGGAAUGCCUUGAGACACCUUUAAGAUUGAAUUUACUAGAAUUGAUGAAUAAUCUAAGAAUGUCAAAGCAAGUUAAUAUAAACUCUAUAUCAGUCACCAAAUGAUAAUUGCAUAUUUAGUUUAUAUUUACAAAAUAUUCUUC